Odobenus rosmarus divergens (Pacific walrus) is the source of this 1354-nucleotide messenger RNA. RefSeq names its product cytochrome c-like. The record is from RefSeq and is a predicted model, not a curated record. Gene Ontology annotation, cellular component: mitochondrial intermembrane space. NCBI's taxonomy places the organism in Eukaryota, Metazoa, Chordata, Mammalia, Carnivora, Odobenidae. Gene Ontology annotation, molecular function: heme binding; electron transfer activity. The transcript is spliced from 3 exons. Gene Ontology annotation, biological process: mitochondrial electron transport, cytochrome c to oxygen; mitochondrial electron transport, ubiquinol to cytochrome c. Bases 161 to 478 code for a protein of 105 amino acids.
GCGCAGCCGCACGUCCCGCCGCGAGGGGACGGAGAGAGUUCGGUUGCACCAACACCGGUACUUAGGUGCGGACCGGCGUGUCCUUGGACUUAGAGAGCGGGACGUCCGGCUUGCGAGUGGGUACCCUCGUUUCGCGCGCGACAAAAGAGCGAUUUAAAAAAUGGGUGAUGUUGAGAAGGGCAAGAAGAUUUUUGUUCAGAAGUGUGCCCAAUGCCAUACCGUGGAAAAGGGAGGCAAGCACAAGACUGGGCCAAAUCUCCAUGGUUUAUUUGGCCGAAAGACAGGUCAGGCCCCUGGAUUUUCCUACACAGAUGCCAACAAGAACAAAGGCAUCACCUGGGGAGAGGAGACACUGAUGGAGUAUUUGGAGAAUCCCAAGAAGUACAUUCCUGGAACAAAAAUGAUCUUCGCUGGCAUUAAGAAGACAGGGGAAAGAGCAGACUUGAUAGCUUAUCUCAAAAAAGCUACUAAGGAGUAAUAGUUGGCUAUUACCUUAUUUAUUGCAAAACAAAAAUGUCUCAUGACUUUUUUUAUGUGUACCGUAUUUAAAUUGAUCUCAUACACCAGAAUUCAGAUCAUGAAUGGCUGAUAGAAUAUUUUUUUUUUUUGGACAGUCCUGAUUUAAAUAAGAUUGGCUUGUGGUUAAAUGAAUAUGAUCAGCUUUUUGAACUUUGAUAGUAAUUCUGGUUCAGCAAGUGCAGUCACUUUUCCCCUUCUUAAAAUAUGAUUGGAAUUGAUUAGUAAUGUUCAGCUUUUCACAGAGAUGGUAAAUGCCAUCUCUAAACUUACAGGAGAUUGGUUUUAUAUUUAGAUUUAUAUAACUGGUUAUAUUAAUAUAUUUAAAUACUGAAGAAAUCCCUUCACUGUCUCAGAACCAGCAAGACUCAGCUGUGUUUCAAGUUGUGUUUGUUAGCCUGUAACAAGGGUUGAAGAUAAGCUGGCAGUGUCCACUUUAUCUUUUUGGUCUUAACUAUGCCAAUUUAAUUAAAAUUCUCUGCAUCUAAAAUGUUGCCUUUUGCUUAAUGAAAGGCAUUUUAGUGUGGUUUAUGUUUAAUAUUAAAGAAUAACACUUCUCACAUUUUAUAGGUGAUCUAUAAGGUCAGAUGCUUUUAAAAUUCAGUGUGACAAUAUUUAGCAGACUUAGCUUGUGAAUUCUGUACUACGACUAAGUUAUAAUUCAGAAUUGUCUUCUAAACAGCUAUGCAAAGACACAGCUGUGGAAAUACCAUAUAUGUAUGAUUGGUAAUGGUGCUUUUGCCAACUUGUUAGAAGGAUUAAAAUAAAGAGAUCUAUCAUCACAAAUUUGUAAAUUAUGUGAUGAGGCUUAAGAUAAUUAAAAACAAAAUCACAGAUC